AUGUCCAUCUGUCCAGUUUGCAAGAAGACUGUCUUUUUUGCCGAGAAAAUCACCACUCUCGGAUCGGACUGGCAUAAGUCAUGCUUUCGCUGCUCCAACGAGUCAUGCAAGAAACUUCUUGUUUUGGGAAAGCAAUCCGAUAGACAAGGAAAACCAUAUUGUGCUCGUUGCCACUCAAUCCUCUUCGGCCAACACAGCAACGGACCAUCUGAAAGCAAAAUUCAUCAAUUCCACGAAGGCGAGGUGGUUGUAUAUCGCAUGUAA
This is a messenger RNA of Caenorhabditis remanei, 264 nucleotides long. RefSeq lists its product as uncharacterized. The record is from RefSeq and is a predicted model, not a curated record. The coding region runs from base 1 to 264 and encodes 87 amino acids. The transcript has a single exon. Lineage: Eukaryota; Metazoa; Nematoda; Chromadorea; Rhabditida; Rhabditidae.